CCACAAUUAGUUAGAAGAAUGAAGUAUUGUUUUGGAUAUACACACCAGUCAAAGAACAAGCAGAUUAAACUACUGCAUCAAGUCCUUGAAAGGUCUCGUAUUGAUCUAGUUGUGUAGCAGAUUUUACAAAGCAGCAAUGGAAUCAUCUAAUGACUCAAAAGAAACAAUAAUGCUAGAAGGCCAUUCAUUUGAAGGAAGUAUUAAUUGUGACAAUUCUACAGGUUCUAGCCAGCCACAGUUGUUAGAAAAUGGGGAAAACCCUUCUAGAUCUGAACCACCUGUCAUUGUAGUGUCAAGCUCUAACCAGAAUUCCUCAUUUAGCAUUCCAUUCAGUCAGCUAAGAACCAUAGAUGGGCAGUCAAUUGACAUUGGUCAGCUGUCCAUUAUCAAUAGUCAGCCAUUACAACUGAAUUCUAUGGUGGGGGGAAGCGUUGGUGCACUGGGUGAAAUUUCCAUUAUGGGAACAUUAAUGGCUCCCCAAACUGGGGAAGAAAACCAGUUAAAUCUGGUUCAGUCAGUUUCCUUGGAUACUAAUGUCUCAGAGCAAGGGUCAGAGGGAUGUCAGAUUAUAGACUCGGACCAGAACUAUUCAUUCACCCCCAUCCAGAAUGUAUUCAAUGUCAUGGGAAUUUCACAUGGAUCUGAACAGAUAGAAAUCUAUCCCUCUAGUGUGAACUGUGGUCAGAGUUUAUCCACAGACUCAAAUGCUGAAACAGAAACAAACCAAGAAGUGAAAGAUGAGAGUGAUAAAAAGAGUACAGCUGUGAAGGAAAGCAGAAAUGUAAUACAGAAUGUACAGCUUUCCUGGCCUGAGUCGACCAGUGUAAGAAGUAGUAAUAUUCAGCUUGUGAUCCCAGAAGACUUAGCUGCCAUAAACCCAGAAUCCAAUAGAGACACAAUAGAAUUUACUACCAGUCAACAUAAGCUAGGUCUGACUGAUAAACAGAACAAUCCCAAAUUUGUAAGCUUGUUGCCUUCAAAUAUGAAGUUGGCAAAAGAGAAUAAAACAAUGAAAUUAGACCCACAGACAGAAAAUACUGACAUAAAUAUUUCUGCAGCUGAUAGCAUCUCAGAGAUGGAGGAUUGGACAUCGGACACUUCAGAGAAGGAUAAACAGAGAAAACAUCAGAUGUACUCGGUGUUUUUGGAUCAGCUUUCAAGGCAACAUUCAGCACUGGUGGAAAUGAUGGAAGUUUGUCACAGUGUUAAUUCACUAGAUUCUGACCAAUUUGAAAAAAUUACGAAAAUUUUCACAGAAAAACUGGAAGGCUUGCUUGAUUUUUUUAAUGUUAUAAAACCUCUGAUAGACAAUUAUUUUGGAAGUCUGUUUAAGGUUGAUCAGUCAACACAGACUGAAAAUACAUCAUCUGAUACAAAUAGCCCACAGUAUUCAAAUGUAUCUGGACGUAGAAUUCGACAAACAAAACGAAUUCAGGCAUACUUUGAACCAGAAAAUGAUUCCACAUACAGUCACUCUGAAGAGAGGCCCCAGAAUCAUAAAAGGAAGAGAAAGGCAGUGAGUCUUUAUGAAGAAAGCCAGCCAUCACCAAGUUCCCUACAGGAGAGCGUAUCUACAGCAGACACCAUCCAGACAGAAUCAAAGUCACCAGCACUCAGUGACACACAGGGUGAUGUCCCAAAUUAUGGAGAUGACAGACAGGAACUUGUAGCUUCAGAAGAAAAGGGGAAGACUGUUUAUCUUGUAAACUGUAAACAUCAACCUGGAUUCGAUCCAUCUACAGAUUGGGUCAAAGAUUCAACAGCAGAUCAGGACUCGUCAAAAUGUAAUGGUGGUGGAAGAACAAAGCGGGUGUUUAAAACCAAAAAACAGUACGAAGCUGAGGCCCAGUUCAAAUUCUUCUGUCAAAAUUGUUCUUUCAAGUCAAAGCGUGCUAGUCACUUCCGUCGACACUUAAAAUUGCAUGAUAAAAUCAGUGACUUGUUUGCUUGCAAGCUGUGCAGUUUUAAAACUAUUCGUCAAAGCACACUACGAAAGCAUGAGAUAAGUCAUAGUGUUGAUUUAGUCAAAUGUAAACAGUGUCCCUAUGUUACGGACUCUGAAGUUCUUCUCAAUCGACAUGUUAAUUUUAAGCAUGGCAGCAAGAAGAGGCAUUACAAAAAAGAUAAAAAUCCAGUUGGUAUGUACACUUGUGCUCAAUGUGGUGAGACAAUGACCACACUGUCUAAAUACAGUCAUCAUCUGAAAAUGCAUAACUCUGAAGCUAGCGCAGAAGACUUCACUUUCCAAUGUGAUCAGUGUAAUUAUAAAACCAAGAGGAAGGAGCACUUUAACCGACACAAGAUGAACCACUCCAGUUACAGACCACACCUCUGUGACACGUGUGGAAUGACCUUCAAGAGAAGUGAUACCCUCAGCCAGCACAAACAGGUUCAUCUAGAGAAGGUCAAACGCAAACUUGACUUUGUCUGUCAGAUCUGUAAUAAAGCAUUUAGAUCUAAGUGUCACCUGGCGGAACACAUGGCUAUGCAUUCCAACAGUAGACAGUAUCUAUGUGAUAUCUGUGGUGCCUCAUUCAAAACAAAAUCGUGUCAGCUGAAACAUGUGAAGAACAUACAUCAAAAUCCCAGGUCCUAUCCUUGUACUUUAUGUGAGAAACGAUUCAAUACAAACUUUGCUCUGAAGAGACAUGAACGAACACAUGAGAAUGAUUUGAAAGUGAUACCAACAUCAACAAAUGUGUUGGUCACUCAAAACUUUUUAGCAGAUGUUUCAGCACAAAGCAUAAAUCAAGCGGAACUUGUGCAGGCAACAGAUAUAAUCAUAGCUCCUUCUAUAGAAGAGAAUUAUGAGCAAACAAAUGACAUGAAAUUACAACAAGUCCUCAGUGAUAAUGCCUCAGCCAUUAUGUUUCUCUCCAGUUCACUGCCUACUUCAUGGAAUUAAAUUGCCUUUGUUCUUGAAAUCCAAAGGGUAGGGGGGAGGGGGAGGGGUAGUGUUUUUGUAUGUAUUAUGUUUUUUUUAUACAUGUACAUGUAACCUUCAGUACAUCUUUAGAAUUAUACAAGAUUAAUCAUAUUACCAAAGUCCCAUUCCCAUUCAAGGAAUAGGUUGUAUGUCAAGGUCAAAGAUCAUUGUGAACCACUGAGGUCCUGAUAAUUAAGUUCUUUUAGCAAGCUGUAUACAUGUAUUGUGAUAGUAUGGCAGAUCCUAUUUUGCUGUCAGUCAGUCUUCCUGGUUCAUAUUUUGCACCUUCUGAUGCCUCCACACUAGGUUAAGUUAACCGCAACUAAUUAAGAAAUAAUUCCCGCAUCAGAGGAAUUUUUGGAGAAUAUACCCCAAUAGUCAAGAGAGUUUGUUAAAUAAAAACCGAGCCCGAAGGGUAAGGUUUUUAUUUGUCAACAAAUUCUUGAGGCUGAGGAGUAUAUUCUCCAACAAUUCUGAUGACAAGAGAAUUACUUCUAUUCUGCUACGGGAAAUCUUUUUAACUCCUAUAUAGAGAAACAGAGAAGUAGAUGUCAACAUCAACAUAAGUGCCUUAUUACGUCACAAUUGAUUGCUACUUCUCAUUUAUUUGCACUGCACGCAUUAGAAAAAGUACGAGGAAAUCCUAAUCCCAGGUAAACUUUUUUCCCACUAAUUUGCGUCACAAUUAAAAGAGUCCUCAGUCCUUUUCCUAGUAAGAGAAGUCAAAAUUAGAGGAAACUGAUUUAAAAUUUUUGACAAUUUGUAGAUGAGUUUGUGAUUUAUUGGAGAAUAAUGACAGCGGCAUUUCUUUGAUCUUUGCAAUAACCGUUGUAGAAUGUAGAUUAACCUACAAAAUUACCCAUAUGGACAGAAUAUGUCUUUCAGUCAGAGUUUAUCACAUUGACCUCAUUCUAAUUAAAUAGAUAAACUUAUAGUUCACAUGUACAUCUUGUUCUCUGUAAAACCAAGGAUUAUCUAACUUAGUUGAUGUAUACUGGGGGAAAGAUAUUCAUGACCAGAAAGGUAGAUCCCAGUGAACACCAUAUGCUUGAUCUUAUGGAGGCACUAGCAAGUCAUUCAUAAUCACAAUAAAAUGAACUAUUUAGAGGAGUCAAGUAUUAGCUUCAGGUGAUCAGUACCAGUAUCAGGCGAAUCUUAAGUGCAUGCUAUAGAUAAAUUUAUAAAAUACAUUUUUAUUUUAAAUAAAGGAUCAUACUUGAGCUAUUGUAUGGUGUCACAGUGACAAUUUGAUAUUUUUAUUUGAAAAUGUCAUACACUUCAAUUUUAGAUAAAUCAGGGAACUGUGAAAUAGAUGUACCCUAUGAUGUAUUAUAAUUGUAAUAAUAUUUAUUUAUUCAGAACCAUUGGUUCAUUGAUUUUUGUGGUAAACAUAUAAUUUAUUUGUGCAAGAAUUAGAAUGUUAAGAUUAAAUUAUGGAAGCAA
Saccostrea echinata is the source of this 4369-nucleotide messenger RNA. Its product is annotated as myoneurin-like. The transcript has 6 exons. The coding region runs from base 137 to 2905 and encodes 922 amino acids. Gene Ontology annotation, cellular component: nucleus. The record is from RefSeq and is a predicted model, not a curated record. Gene Ontology annotation, molecular function: RNA polymerase II transcription regulatory region sequence-specific DNA binding; DNA-binding transcription factor activity, RNA polymerase II-specific. Gene Ontology annotation, biological process: regulation of transcription by RNA polymerase II. NCBI's taxonomy places the organism in Eukaryota, Metazoa, Mollusca, Bivalvia, Ostreida, Ostreidae.